Molecule: messenger RNA, 1414 nt
Organism: Peromyscus leucopus (white-footed mouse)
Lineage: Eukaryota; Metazoa; Chordata; Mammalia; Rodentia; Cricetidae
Gene: Erich1
Product: glutamate rich 1
Exons: 6
Coding region: 67-1086 (339 amino acids)
Source: RefSeq, a predicted model, not a curated record
GAAUCCGGAAGCGCCAGGCGCUCGUCUGGCGGCCGCUGGGGCCCAGGAUCCCGGCUGGGGUCCAGGAUGUCUGCUCAUCGGAAGCACGUGUUUACUGAAAAAGUGCUGAAGAGACUUUUUCCUAAUGUUUCAAGUGGCGGAGAUAAGGGGACACCUCAGACUCCUGCCUUGGAGACACCACCCAAGAAUGUGACCCCUGAGGCGGUACAGCACACGCAUGAUCAUAGGCCGACAGAUGGUGACAUUAAGACCCAGCCUGAACGUCGGCUCUACACUGUGAGUUUGCCUCCUCCAGGGUAUAUUCCUAGUUUGCCGGAACCUUCCAGCUGUGCGAACUCUGAAAAUGCUUCCAGUGGUGGCGACACAGAAGCAGAGCCGGAUCACCAUGAUCAACCAAAAAGGAAAAGAAUUAGAAAACGCAAAUCCAAGAAAAACGUUAAAAACCUCAAUGAUGCUGCUAUAAAGCAAACAGAACUAGAGAGGCAGCCAGGUCUCUCACAAGAGAAAAUGCAUCCAGAGCAUCCGGAUGCCCCCAAGAUGAGCAAAAACAAGAGAAGGAAGCUGAAAAAGAAGCUGCAGCUGAGGAGGAAGAAAGCGGCCGGCUUAGUCAAGGCCUUGGGGAUCACCUUCCUGUACCAGCCUGAGAGCAGCAGCGAGCCAGACGGUGACGACGACGUUGAGAGAGGAGAGGCCGAGGGUGACCAGCAGGGCUCCGUCUCAGGCCCCACCCAGGAAGACAUCGAACUCGCCAACAGUAAGACAGACAGCCUCCUGAGUUUCCUCAAGUCAACUCAAGAAAUUUAUUUUUAUGAUGAUACUUCCAAAGACAUCGAUCCAGCUGUGUGUGUAGAAACCACAGAAGAGCUGCUGAGCCUCCUUGAGUCUCGGAGCAUGCCUCCCUCGGAUGUGCUCAUUCUGGACCACAUGAAAACUCUGCUGCUUCUGCAGGACACUGAGAGGCUGCAGAGCGCUCUGAAGAUGUUCCCAGAGCACUGCAUGUUGCCUCCUGACCAUGCCAGAGUAAUCUCAGCUUUCUUUAAUUAUUGGAUCACACAUAUUCUUCCUGAACAAAAAGCCAGUGAAUAAAACAGUACCUCUUUAAGAAGAGCUAUCUACUAUUUACAAGAAGAUGUUAAAUACAAAUAUGGGUGAACUGAGACUUCAUUCUUGUACAUAAAGAUUUAUUUUCUUUGUGAAUCAAACCGGAGACAUUGAAGACAUUUCUACCUUAUUAUUUAUUUCUGUGUUUGUGUAUAGUUGGUAAGAUAGUAAGUGAGAAAUUGGGGUAAAAUUGAAGUGUUUCACUUGCUUAUUGUUACAUAUGUAUUGAGUUAUUAUAUAAAUAGAUUUUUUCUAAUGCUUGUAAUAAUUUAAAACAGACAUUUUAUUAAAUAAACAAUAUAGUUUAAAGUUA